Messenger RNA from Oryzias melastigma (Indian medaka), 2098 nucleotides. Its product is annotated as CD226 antigen. NCBI's taxonomy places the organism in Eukaryota, Metazoa, Chordata, Actinopteri, Beloniformes, Adrianichthyidae. The record is from RefSeq and is a predicted model, not a curated record. Gene Ontology annotation, biological process: cell surface receptor signaling pathway; cellular response to lipopolysaccharide; T cell costimulation. Gene Ontology annotation, cellular component: external side of plasma membrane.
AAAAUCAAUAAUCGACAGAAGAAGAAUCUCUAACGGUCCAAAGUAAUGUUGGUCGUAGUUGUCUUGGCUCUGAUGGGGGUUUCUGGUGGAUCUUCAGCAAACAUCAGAGCUGAACCUGGACAGGAUGUCACUCUGAGAUGUAAAUAUCUUCACAUCGGCAAGAUCGCACUUCUACUGUGGAGUAAAGAUGAUCCUGAGGAGAUGAAUCUGUUUGUGAUCAGAGAUGGACGAUCAUUUCCAUCAGCUCAGCAUAAAUCUUUCAGGAACCGAGUGUUUCUGAAGAACAGUCAGAUGAAGGAUGGAGAUCUGUCUGUGGUUCUGAAGAACGUGACGGUCGAUGACACUGGAACAUACGAGUGUAGAGUCAGACUAGAGAAUGAUCCACAGAGAAACAGGAAUCUGAUCUCCACCAUCAACCUGUCAGUGAUUCCUCCAGGAGAUAAAGGAGAAGAUGAAGAUGGAGUCAAAGAUGGAGCCGGUCGUGGUCUUCUGGGUCUGAUUGCUCUGCCGGUUCUGGUUGUGGUUCUGGUUGUGGUUCUGUGGAUCUACAGGAAGAAGUCCAGAGGUUUUCCUGCAGAAUCCUCAGACAAACCCACAGAGGAUCUGUGAGGUUAACCCUUUACAGCAGCUGACCUCUGAUGACCCCUUCUUUCAACGACUGAUGCUCUCAGUUCAUGUGGUUCCAGUGAGAACUGAAGAGGAACCAAGAGAACACUGGAAUGACAUGAACUCCAGAACCUGUUCCACAUGUACAAUCACUGAGAGCUGCAGCUCUGCAGGUCAACAGUCAGGAGGAAGAAACCAGACGAUUGGAUCAACAGGAGAAGAUCUGAGGAUCAGGAAGGAUCACAGACUCUGGAAGUUUCUUCUUUAAACCAAAGUCAGUAUUUUAGGAUUUAGAUGAAGAUGAACAAUCAUGUUCUACUGUAGCGAGAAACCUUCAAGCCUUAAUGCAGGAGGCCAGAUCUAGGUCAAAGGUCAAACCUUCAACAGGAGAAGAUCUGCAGAUCCAGAAGGAUCACAGACUCUGGAUUCUGGAUCCACUUUAAACCAAAGUCAGUAUUAUUAAACCUUCAAGCCUUAAUGCAGGAGGCCAGAUCCAGGUCAAAGGUCACAGAGGGACGAACAUCGACUGUAUGUGAGAACUGGAUUGAGUGACAUCCAUAGAGAAUUUUUUUUUCCGGUUCCAACCAGAUGAAGUCAACUCAGCCGCCAUUUUAUUUUUUUUGCUACAUGGACACCGCCAUGUUGGAGCCAGUCAUCGUCAGUGAUUGGUCAGUCGGUCUGAGUGUGUUUCUAUGGUAACCACUCUCUCCAAUCAGGAAUGUGGCUGUUUGGAAGGCCACACCCCUUCCAGUUGAAAUCUGUCAAACGUUUUGAGCCUUUGCAGGCUCCGCCCACUUUUCCUGAGGCCUCUGAUUGGUCCGUUUAGAACUUAAAGUAUCCUGUCAGAUGUUCUAAAGGAAUCUGAUCCAGAAUGUUUAUUCUGACCAAUAGAACGACAGGAACAGCUGAUUGUUUCUAUAGAAGUCUGUGGGGAUACUUCCUGUUUGGAACACCAGGGGGUGGAGUCACUCAGUCCAGUUCUCUAGAUACAGUCAAUGGUUGAAACCAAAAAAGGUCAAAGCACCUGAAACGUUCCGCUUUGAAAUUAUUUAUUUUUUUACAUCAUUUUGAGUGUGUUACAUGUUAUUGAAAUUCCUCAAGUGUUCUUCGUCAUCAUUCAUGUUGGGGGAGGGGCUUCAUGGGGUCAUCUGAGGUCAAAUCAGGGUCAACGUUCAAGCUGAACCUCCAUUUAAAGCUGAUACUUCACCGUCUCUACUGACAGCUCAGAUUCAGAGAGGGGGCGGGGCUACAGGACAUGAUUGACAUGUGGUGACAGAGGUCAUGAUGAUGUCACUUCCUCUGCAGAACUGCGUCUGCUGUCAUGGUCCUGCAGAGGAACAGAACAGAAACCAGACUGAAAGUGACCCUCAUUUGACCCCGUAGUGUUCCUGUACCGUGACCUUCUGGAGGUCAGCAGACGUUCCUGCUGCUGGAGGAGAAAUGUUCUGAUCCAUAAACUGCUCUGAUUCCAAUAAAAACCUGUCUGAAGGAA